Messenger RNA from Porites lobata, 849 nucleotides. NCBI's taxonomy places the organism in Eukaryota, Metazoa, Cnidaria, Anthozoa, Scleractinia, Poritidae. The record is from the annotation of a GenBank genome assembly.
AUGGACUCAUCCCUCCUCAUCAAUUGUGUUUUCAACGUCUUUCUGUCAUACACCGCCACUAUGUUAAACAUUAUAACAAUUAGAGCACUGAGAAAAACCUCAUCGCUGCCAAAGAAUUUAAAAACACUAUUGCUGAGUUUGGCUGUUUCUGAUCUUGGUGUUGGAUUUCUGGUUCAACCUUUGUAUGUUGUUUCUCUUGUGAUGAAGUUAAAAGGCGUCCCUACGACCAUUGCUUUUUUCACUAAGGAAGCUUUUCAUUUUAUGGGUAUCAUCCUUGGUUUUGCAUCGUUCUUUGCUGUCACGGCGCUAACUGUGGACAGAUUCUUAACCCUGCAGCUUCAUCUCAGAUAUCAGGAACUUGUGACUUACAAGCGUGUUGUUUCUGUAGUGAUGUCAAUUUGGGCAAUAAGUGCAUUUUUUUCCAUACUUGAUCAGUUUUACGGAGAAAUAAUGUACUUUGUUAAAGGUACACUUUCGCCGGUUUUGUUUAUCCUUUCAGCAUUCUUCUAUUGCAAAAUGUUUUUGGCCGUGAGACGGCACAGAAAUCAAAUGCAGGACUUACAACCACAACAACAAGAACAGAAUGUGGAAGAAACGACAACCGCCGCAAAGCUGAGAAAAUCGAUGGUUGGUACGUUUUACGUUUAUCUUGUGUUUCUUGCCUGUUAUUUACCGUAUAUGUUGGUCAAUAUUGUCCGCACUGUAAAAACAACUAGCCUUACCGACACCUUACGUUAUUACGCCUUGACAUUGGUCUUUCUUAAUUCGUCUCUCAAUCCUUUGGUUUAUUGCUGGAAGAUGAGACAAAUUCGACCUGCCAUCCGGGAUAUACUGCAGAAUAUCUUGCCA